AUGGUUAGGACCAGAGGACUAGGUCAUGUCUUAGGUCACGUUACUGGCAGAGGUGUGGGCAGAGGAGAUAGUGAUGAUUCUGAUGAUGCUCCGCAGCAUCGAAGGCCUACCACAUCCGCAUGCAGGCAGAGAGUAGCUGUCACAGCUGAGCAUGAUGAGCCAGUGGUCCCUGUGACAAAGGUUGUUGGAGCUUCGAUUGAGCCUGCCGUAUAUGCGGAUGAGCCGAUGGCAGGAGGUGAUGAGCGUCCUGAGUUGAAGUUAUCCUCUCACAAGAGGAAGAUCCAUAGUUUAGGCAGGCCUGUCCUUGCCAUUGAGGGGCUAGUUGCUGGGACAGGACGAAUUCCUCUGAUUGCGUGUUUGGUAGACACUAGCAAUCGGGGACUUUUGUCUUCGUUUGUCGAGCGGUGGCACCGGGAGACAUCUAGUUUCCAUCUCCCUAUGGGAGAGGUGACGAUCACGUUGGACGAUGUCUCAUCUCUUCUGCAUCUGCCUGUGAGGCUGCCAGGGUUGAGACAAGAUAGUGUCGUGGACCGUACAUACGCCUGCAAUGGGUACGUGAUAUCUAUGAGCGUCGAUGCCAGAAAGAGUGCAACCGAUGUUCAUGUUGUGUAUUUGGAGGCCCUUUGUGACCUCGGUCAGACCGGGAGGUACGCCUGGGGAGUAGCUGCGCUAGUGCAUAUGUACGACCACCUGAACGAUGCUUCUAUCAACAGCAGCCGACAGCUUGACGGUUACAUCACACUGCUGCAGUGCUGGAUAUACAAGCACUUUCCCUCAGUCGCGGAGUCCACUACUGAUCCGAACAACGACGAGGAUUCACCGCGUGCCUGUAGGUGGAUUGCUACGAAGAAGACCAUGAAGAGCAUACUACACCGGCGUACAGGGAGUGCCUGA
Glycine soja is the source of this 894-nucleotide messenger RNA. RefSeq names its product protein MAINTENANCE OF MERISTEMS-like. The coding region runs from base 1 to 894 and encodes 297 amino acids. Gene Ontology annotation, biological process: meristem maintenance; meristem development. NCBI's taxonomy places the organism in Eukaryota, Viridiplantae, Streptophyta, Magnoliopsida, Fabales, Fabaceae. The transcript is spliced from 5 exons. The record is from RefSeq and is a predicted model, not a curated record.